GACACUAGUCUAGUCUAGAUCUUUAUUUGAACUUGUAAAUGAAAUGAUAGAGAACCCACAGUACAGUAUACGCAGUUCAUCACUCAUUGCAGUCCCAGCCAACCCUCCCGAGGGGACAGUCGAGGCAUCCGGGCAGGGUAACCCGGAGUCCCCGUCGGAGCUGCAGAAUCACCAGGGCAAGGCGGUGGCAGUUUCCCAAGAAAAUGAAGCUGACACACCCAAUGACAACAACGCUAAGGACAGCAAACCACCUUCCGUCGCUGGUCAAGACUCAGCCACAGCCUCAACUUCAGACACAGCGAACAAGUUUGCUGUUAACGAAGACGGGGACGUCGACACGUGUAGUUCUUCUCGUAACACGGACGUGACGCCCCUUCAAGUGUCCGGUGCUGCCGACGGUCCGGAUCCGGAGAGGAAGAGUGAGCUACCAAAUGACGCAGCGGAUGAGUUUGCUGUCAACGAAGACAGAGACGUCAACAAGGAUGAGCUACCAAAAGGUCAAGACCAGGCCACUUCCGACGGGACAGUCAAGACGGAGCGUAGGAGAAACCAGAGCUGGAGAAUGACAAGAUCAAUGUUUCCCAGGAAAAAGCCGGACGCAACAUCGGACAACAGCGGCAACAAGCUCGGCAUCCGGCCUACCAGUCACAGCUCCAGAUACAGCAGACAAACGCCCUGCUGCCGGAGAGGGCGAUGUCCCAGAGUGUCAUCCUUCAGUUGUCCGUGGAGAAGAGAUGGAAGCAUCCGACAACAGCGGCGCUGGUAUAGAUAGUCAGACGACAACGUCUGCUGAAGGAGGAGUGUCUCUUACAACAACCACCCCAUCGCCCAAACACAAGGACACAGAAGGUCCUCAGUACGAAGUAGCCAUGUCGUCAGUCGACAAGCUGUGGGCAGAGCUCCAUCUUGAGAGAGACUAUGCGGAAAAGCUUCUCGCUCAUGCCGACUCCCUUCGAUCCAGACUCGCCACUACCGUCCCGCAUGUUCUCCGCAGUUAACAGACAAAGGUACAUGGCUAGGGUUUGGUCUAUUUAUCGACGUUCAGUAAAAUAACAUGUCAAAUCCGUUUACUGGAAUAUUUCAAUAAAAAUUGUUGUACGACU
Messenger RNA from Branchiostoma floridae (Florida lancelet), 1103 nucleotides. RefSeq lists its product as uncharacterized. The record is from RefSeq and is a predicted model, not a curated record. The transcript has 3 exons. Lineage: Eukaryota; Metazoa; Chordata; Leptocardii; Amphioxiformes; Branchiostomatidae. Bases 44 to 772 code for a protein of 242 amino acids.